Messenger RNA from Ricinus communis (castor bean), 622 nucleotides. RefSeq names its product auxin-responsive protein SAUR21-like. The record is from RefSeq and is a predicted model, not a curated record. Gene Ontology annotation, biological process: response to auxin. Lineage: Eukaryota; Viridiplantae; Streptophyta; Magnoliopsida; Malpighiales; Euphorbiaceae. The transcript has a single exon. Bases 104 to 394 code for a protein of 96 amino acids.
ACCAAAUCACCUCUUGAAAGAAAAUCUUCCUCCACUUGGUUACCUGAGAUCAUCAUUCUUUAAGCUAUUUGAAAAAGAAACCAGAAACAAACUUAAAACAAAAAUGGCUAUUCUCUCCCGAAGUGUUAUGCACGCCAAGCGGAUUCUGUCCCGAUCAAGUUUGCUUGCUAAUCAAGAAGCUUCGAUUCCAAAAGGGUUCUUUGCAGUAUAUGUUGGAGAAAGCGAAAAGAAGCGAUUCGUAGUACCAAUUUCAGUCUUGAAUCAGCCUUCAUUUCAGGAAUUAUUAAGAAAGGCUGAGGAAGAAUUUGGUUUUAAUCAUCCAAUGGGUGGUCUUACACUUCCUUGCAGAGAAGAUAUCUUCAUUGACACUAUUUCAAGCAUAAAUUCAAUGUAAUAUAAAGAAACAAAUCAGCAUAACCAAUUUUGUAAUCUUACUGUACAUUGUAUACAUUUUUUUCCUAGAGUUAGAUGCAAGAUGGUAUAGCUUCAUUAACAUCGGUUAACAAGAGGGCUUUGAAUCUAAAUUUUUCUGUUUUUGUGCUUGCCAAUGACUUCAGAGAUAUGUUUCUGAAUUCUGAAACUGUAAACUUGCAGUAAUGAUAUUUAUAGAGAAAUUCUGCAA